Messenger RNA from Lathyrus oleraceus (garden pea), 516 nucleotides. Its product is annotated as NAC domain-containing protein 2. The record is from RefSeq and is a predicted model, not a curated record. The coding region runs from base 1 to 516 and encodes 171 amino acids. Lineage: Eukaryota; Viridiplantae; Streptophyta; Magnoliopsida; Fabales; Fabaceae. The transcript is spliced from 2 exons. Gene Ontology annotation, biological process: regulation of DNA-templated transcription. Gene Ontology annotation, molecular function: DNA binding.
AUGCAGUCUCAACUAUCUAAUGAUGUUAGAACAAAUAAUGAGAUUGAAGACAUAAAUCUCAUUACAUUACCACCAGGUUACAGAUUCAACCCUAAUGAUAUUGAGUUGAUUGAUUAUUAUUUGAAACAAAAAUUACAAGGUGUUCACAUAGUUCCACCAAGGAUUCAUGACGUUGAUGUUUACAAAUUUUCUCCUCAAGAAUUAGAAAAUAGUUAUAAAUUCAAAGGAGAGGACACAAUGUAUUUUUUUACGCCAAGAAGUAAGAAGUAUGAAAAUGGACAACGUCCAGAUCGAGCAGUUGAAAAUCAUGGUUUUUGGAAAGCUACUGGAAAAGAAAAUUCAGUGAUGAAGAAUGAUGUUGAAAUUGGAUUCAAAAGAAGUUUAGUGUUUUACACGGGUAAACAAGGAAAGGCUAAAGAGUUAGUGAAUUUGAAGACCAAUUGGAUUAUGCAAGAGUUCAGAAUCAAAGAUUUUACAAUUUCUGGUGCAACUCUUUAUAAUAAUAAUAAGGUAUGA